AUUCCAUAGUAUUUUGUAGAGGGAGUAUAAGGAUAUUAUAAUUCAUAAUAUAUCUAGUCUUAGGUAUUAUCUUUAUACCUAUAUAAAUAUAUACAAAAAUUUGCGUUUGAGAACAGUUAUAUUAUUAAAUUGAAAUUUGCAUUUGUUACACCCAUUGGCACAUUCUGGCAGCUUGUAAUUUUUGAUAUUUUUUUUUACUUAGAUGUUAUGGAUCCUUGGGUAGUUACACUUCAAGAAUGGUCACGUUUUUGUGAACAUUUUCAAGCCUUGAAACCGAUCGAUGGCAUGGUGACAGGGGAACAGGCCAAGGGGUUCCUUUUGCAGUCCAGAUUACCACCAGCAGUACUUGGCGCAAUAUGGGCCUUGGCUGAUACUGAUGCAGAUGGCCGUAUGAAUAUUGUUGAGUUUACUAUUGCUUGUAAGUUAAUCAGCCUUAAACUAAGAGGAUUAGAAUUACCUAAUGUCUUGCCUAGUAAUUUAUGGAAUUCCAUUCAAUCUUUCAACACUGUUUCAAAGGUGUCAUCUCCACUUCAUUCUAAUCCUCCUUCAUUGGCUUCUGGUGUGACACCUCCUAUGAGUUUACCUUUAACAACAGUAUCACCUACAAAUAUUGUACCAAAAAUUUCUCCUCCUAUACCACCUUCAGUUGCUUCACCAGCAACUGUCAUAAUAAAUUCCUCAGUUACACAGCCGGUUCCUGAUCAACCAAUCAAAUCUACACCAGUUUCAACACCAACUAUAUUAAAUAACGUUAUUAGCCAAGUAACGCCUUUAUCUAAGCCAGCAACUCCUGCUGCCCCGUCUCUCACAGGAACUCCAGUCAAUUCAAUGCCAAUGCCUUUGCCAAUAGAAUCUCCAGGGAAUCAAGAAUGGGCAAUACCCCACCAAUCUAAACUCAAGUACACACAAUUAUUUAACACAACUGAUCGCAUGAGAUCAGGUUUUCUGACUGGCGUACAAGCACGGGGACUUAUGAUGGCUACCCAACUGCCGCAAAAUGUUCUUGCCCAAAUAUGGAAUUUGUCUGAUAUGGAUAAAGAUGGUCAAUUAUCUUGUGAGGAGUUUGUCUUGGCUAUGUAUUUGUGCGACUUGGCUAAAUCUGGUGAAAAAAUUCAUAUUCCUUUACCUCCGGAGCUUAUACCUCCAUCAUUGAGAAGACAACGUCAAAGUAGUUUAACCGGUCCAAAUGAAGGUACACCAGAAUCUGAUUCUAUUCUCAUAAAUCAGACUACUUUUGAAGAUAAGCGCAAAGAAAAUUUUGAAAAAGGCCAGGCUGAAUUAGAACGCCGUCGUAAAGCUUUAUUAGAGAUACAAAGAAAAGAGCAAGAAGAAAGAGAACGAAAAGAACGUGAGGAACAAGAGAGAAAAGAAAAAAUACGAUUAGAACAAGAAAAAAGAAGGCAAGAAGAAUUAGAAAUACAGAUGCAACGACAAAGAGAGCUAGAGCAAGAAAGGGAAGAACAAAGAAAGAGAGCACAAGAACAAAGAGAAGCGGCUCGAAAAGAAAUGGAAAGACAGCGCCAGUUGGAAUGGGAAAAGCAAAAGUGCAUGGAACUGCAACAGCAGAGACAUAAAGAACAAGAAGCAGUUUUAAAACUUAAGGCAAAAAAUCAAAGCUUAACCAUUGACAUACAGCAAAUGACUGAAAAAGCCAAAGAACUAUCUCAGAAAAUUAGUGAAACUCGAGCUAGUGUGACGGGAGUAAAAUCAACUAUUGAUAGCAUGCGUUCAACACGUGAUACACAAAUGAAUGAAAUGUCUCGUUUAAAGUCAACACUAAAGGAACAAAACCAACGUUUAAUUUCUGUUAGCCAAGAAAAAAUACGAUUAGAGACAAAAAAUAAAAUAAAUUCUGGUGUUGAAACUGCAGAGUCCCAAGAGCAAGCACAAUUAACAAUUACUAACAAGCAAUUAGCAUUAAAAAAUUUACAAGAUAAAAUCGGUGAUCUUAAUUCAAAGAUUGAGUUAAAGAAGCAAGAUGUUGAAAAUAACAAUGACACACUUGAUCAGUUAAAGGCUCAGUUAACAAAACUUAUCGAGGACUGUGAACAAAUUUAUCCUAACUAUAUUGAGCAUACUCAAAAAGUUGUUGCAAUGAAGAAAACAAAAGCGAAAGACAUGUCAUCAUGGGGUGAUGAUGCAUGGAAUGCAGCACCAACUACAGAGUGGCCUGUAGAUUCCUCGGCAUCUAAUUUAGAAUCCAGUGCCUAUAAAAAGUGCCGGGCUCUGUAUGAAUUUGAAGCUCGUAAUGCUGAUGAAUUGUCAUUUCAACCUGGUGACAUUAUUAUGGUUCCACUUGAACAAAAUGCAGAGCCUGGAUGGCUGGCAGGAGAGUUAAAAAAUAAGACUGGAUGGUUUCCUGAAUCAUACGUAGAGACAGUUGAUGGUACAGAUGAUAUACGUAAUAUAAUAGCUAAUCGACAAGCUCCCUUAGAAGACAAUUUAGUAACUACUCAAAAACCAUUAGAUGAAAUUUGUGAACUUCCGGAAAAUGAUUUCGGAGAGAAUUACGAAACCAACUUCUCAUAUCCACCUACUAAACUCGUUAUUGGGCAAGGUACAGCAGUAAAAAUCACUGCUCAAGUAUUAAGUGAUUGGACAGGAACAGAUAGUUCCUAUGUAUCCUUAAAAGCUGGUGAUACAAUUGAAGUAUCUGAAAAUCAAGGUGAUUGGUGGUAUGGCAAAACCUCAGAUAACAGUUCUGGUUGGUUUAAUAAAAAUUUGGUCAAAGUAAUUGAAAAUCUAGUCAAUGAUACUAAUAUUCCAACUCACAAACAAGAGUAUUAUACUGUUAUAUAUCCUUACGAGUCAGUUGAGCCAGGUGAUUUGAACCUGUACCAAGAUGAGGUGGUGUUAGUCACAAAAAAAGAUGGUGAUUGGUGGACAGGAACAAUUGGUGACAGAUCUGGAGUAUUUCCUUCAAAUUAUGUGCAACUUCUUGAGCCGCAACCUCAGGGACCUUUAGUCAAGAAUCCUCCAUUAGAAACUGCUACUUCUGUAAAAUCAGAAACAUCUGUUACUUCCUCUCCGUUGACCACGCCUAUACAGUUGGAAUCUCAGAAAAUAGGAGGCAGUCGAUCUAUUACCCCAGAUUUAGCAUCAACUAAGAAAGAAGGCAGUGCGGCUGAAGAUAGUGAAAAUGAUGACAAGGUUACAAGAGGUUCAAAAAAAGCAGAAGUGGCAACUGUAAUUGCUGCUUACACUGCCACAAGUGCUGAACAACUAAGUUUACAACGUGGACAGCUAGUGAAAAUUAGAAAAAAAACAACAACAGGAUGGUGGGAAGGAGAGUUACAGGCAAAAGGACAAAAACGACAAAUUGGAUGGUUCCCGGCAUCAUAUGUUAAGCCAUUGGGAAAUACUGGUAGAGCCCAUUCACCAGCUAAAAAAAAUAGUUCUUCAACUGUGCCUGUAACAGCAGCUAUUCCUUCUACUAAUGCAAAAGAAAAAGUCAUUGCACUUUUUCCAUUUAAUGCAGUACAUAAUGAUGAACUAUCUUUUCAAAAAGAUGAGAUAAUAACUAUUGUGUCAAAAGAUGAACAAGCCUGGUGGAGAGGAGAAAUAAAUGGCAAAACUGGCUUAUUUCCCAGUAAUUACGUAGCACCUCUAUCUGAAGUAACAAUUCAGGUGACUUUAAAUAAAGAAGAACGGAAACGACAACAACAUAUAUUAGAGUUGAUUAACACUGAACAAGCUUACAUUGAAGAUAUGAUUUCUGUCCACGAGGUUUUUGAAAAACCACUGUAUGAAAGCAAAGUUCUUACCACUACCGAAAUUCGACAAAUUUUUAUCAACUGGGAAGAAAUUAUCGAAUGCAAUCAAAUGUUUUUGACAUCUUUAAGGGUACGCAGAGAUAUGAGUCCCGCAGGAGUUAUACGAAUAGUUGGCGAUAUUUUGUGCGAACACUUUCCGAGAAUGACACGAUAUGUGCGAUUCUGCAGCUGUCAAUUGAAUGCGGCCAUUACUUUACAAAAACUUACAGAAACUAAUCCGGCUUUUCGCGAAGUUACUAAACUUUGUCAAAGUGAUUGUCGAACUAAGGGAUUACCAUUGAGCUCCUUCCUCAUAAAACCUAUGCAGAGAAUCACUAAAUAUCCCUUACUUGUACAAAAAAUUUUAGAAAACACUCCGGAUUCUCACCCAGAUCGUUUACAUUUAAACGAGGCAUUGGCUAAGGCAGAAGAAAUAUGCCUUCAAGUAAAUGAAGGUGUACGAGAAAAAGAAAAUUCAGAUAGACUGGAAUGGUUGCAAACGCACGUGAAUAGUGAAGGAUUAACUGAACAACUGAUUUUUAAUUCGUUAACAAAUUCUUUGGGAUCAAGAAAGUUCUUACACUACGGUAGUUUAUCUAAGACUAAGAGCGGUAAAGAAUUAGUAGGUUUCUUAAUGAACGAUAUGGUGCUUUUGGUCAAACCUGUAAAACCGACAACUUUAAGUGGACAAUCAUUCACAUUUGAUAAGUUUUCCGGACAUACGUUCAAAAUUUACAAACAACCAUUUUUACUAUCGAAAUUAAACAUUAUUGAAUCAAUGAACGAUUGUGCUGAAUUCCGUCUGGAGUAUGAUAAUACGCCUAUAUUACUGACCGUUCAAACGUCUAGUGAACGUAACUUAUGGAUGAAAAAAUUAAACGAAGCAAAACGCAUUUUAAUUGCCAGUGAAAGUAAUCAAAAACAGUUAAUAGAGUCAAAAAAAGCAGAUUUUGGAGCUUGUGGUCGUGUUCUUGUUUUUAUAAUGGACGGCAAGAAACUCCAAACCCCAAAAAAGGGAAAACGAGCAGUAUUCUGUGAAGUUAGCAUGGGAUCGCGUAAACAGUGUACACCAACAAAUGAAUCUACUGAUCCAAAAUGGGAUACUUCAAUGCAAUUUCUUGUUAAAAAUAUUCAAGAUGAUAUUCUAUGUAUUACUGUUUUUAACAAAGGUUAUUAUUCUCCUGAUGAAUUUUUAGGUAGAUCUGAAAUUCGUGUAAUGGAUAUAAUACAAGCUACAAAAAAUAACAAAGGACCUCUGACUAAACAUCUUCAACUAAGAGAAGUACAGACUGGUGUAAUAACUUUAAAAUUAGAUUUAUGCUUAUUUGACAAGAAUAAUUAAAUUCCUAUCGUAUGUAACCAAUAUAACAUUUAUACAAUUUUUAUAACUUAUUGAUUUAGAUGUUUUUUAAU
This is a messenger RNA of Adelges cooleyi (spruce gall adelgid), 5165 nucleotides long. It is a transcript of the gene Dap160, whose product is annotated as intersectin-1. Gene Ontology annotation, biological process: positive regulation of Rho protein signal transduction. Lineage: Eukaryota; Metazoa; Arthropoda; Insecta; Hemiptera; Adelgidae. The transcript has 29 exons. The record is from RefSeq and is a predicted model, not a curated record. Gene Ontology annotation, molecular function: protein binding; guanyl-nucleotide exchange factor activity; calcium ion binding. Bases 208 to 5094 code for a protein of 1628 amino acids.